Molecule: messenger RNA, 1809 nt
Organism: Hyla sarda
Lineage: Eukaryota; Metazoa; Chordata; Amphibia; Anura; Hylidae
Exons: 2
Coding region: 1-1809 (602 amino acids)
Source: RefSeq, a predicted model, not a curated record
AUGAUCUUUGGUUCAAUCACUUUAGGAUCAGAUUCUGAGGAGACUUUAGAGUCAUCUACCUUAGGAUUCUUGGAGACAGCGAUGGGGUCAACUCUGGAGACCUCACCUACAAAAAAGACCGAUAAAACAGAGCGGAAAAGACAGAGGAGAGAAACUCCAGUAAAUGAGGCCGAACAUGAACCCGUCCCGGACAGCGCUGCCCAUUAUCCCCCAGAACCUGAACCCGUCCCAGACAGCGCUGCCCAUUAUCCCCCAGAACCUGAACCCGUCCCGGGCAGCGCUGCCCAUUAUCCCCCAGAACCUGAACCCGUCCCAGACAGCGCUGCCCAUUAUCCUCCAGAACCUAAACCCGUCCCGGACAGCGCUGCCCAUUAUCCCCCAGAACCUAAACCCGUCCCGGACAGCGCUGCCCAUUAUCCCCCAGAACCUGAACCCGUCCCGGACAGCGCUGCCCAUUAUCCUCCAGAACCUGAACCCGUCCCGGACAGCACUGCCCAUUAUCCCCCAGAACCUGAACCCGUCCCGGACAGCGCUGCCCAUUAUCCUCCAGAACCUGAACCCGUCCCGGACAGCGCUGCCCAUUAUCCUCCAGAACCUGAACCCGUCCCGGACAGCACUGCCCAUUAUCCCCCAGACCUGAACCCGUCCCGGACAGCGCUGCCCAUUAUCCUCCAGAACCUGAACCCGUCCCGGACAGCGCUGCCCAUUAUCCUCCAGAACCUGAACCCGUCCCGGACAGCGCUGCCCAUUAUCCUCCAGAACCUGAACCCGUCCCGGACAGCGCUGCCCAUUAUCCCCCCAGAACCUGAACCCGUCCCGGACAGCGCUGCCCAUUAUCCUCCAGAACCUGAACCCGUCCCGGACAGCACUGCCCAUUAUCCCCCAGAACCUGAACCCGUCCCGGACAGCACUGCCCAUUAUCCUCCAGAACCUGAACCCGUCCCGGACAGCACUGCCCAUUAUCCCCCAGAACCCGAACCCGUCCCGGACAGCACUGCCCAUUAUCCCCCAGAACCUGAACCCGUCCCGGACAGCGCUGCCCAUUAUCCCCCAGAACCUGAACCCGUCCCGGACAGCGCUGCCCAUUAUCCUCCAGAACCUGAACCCGUCCCGGACAGCACUGCCCAUUAUCCCCCAGAACCUGAACCCGUCCCGGACAGCACUGCCCAUUAUCCUCCAGAACCUGAACCCGUCCCAGACAGCACUGCCCAUUAUCCCCCAGAACCUGAACCCGUCCCGGACAGCACUGCCCAUUAUCCCCCAGAACCUGAACCCGUCCCGGACAGCGCUGCCCAUUAUCCCCCAGAACCUGAACCCGUCCCGGACAGCGCUGCCCAUUAUCCCCCAGAACCUGAACCCGUCCCAGACAGCGCUGCCCAUUAUCCUCCAGAACCUAAACCCGUCCCGGACAGCGCUGCCCAUUAUCCCCCAGAACCUGAACCCGUCCCGGACAGCGCUGCCCAUUAUCCCCCAGAAUCUGAACCCGUCCCGGACAGCGCUGCCCAUUAUCCCCCAGAACCUGAACCCGUCCCGGACAGCGCUGCCCAUUAUCCCCCAGAACCUGAACCCGUCACGGACAGCACUGCCCAUUAUCCCCCAGAACCUGAACCCGUCACGGACAGCACUGCCCAUUAUCCCCCAGAACCUGAACCCGUCCCGGACAGCGCUGCCCAUUAUCCCCCAGAACCUGAACCCGUCCCGGUCAUUAUUCCCCAUAUUUUAGCCAUUGAACCCCUCGCCCACUGGAUCUGGAUGAAGAAGAUUAAGGGAAUGGAUGUGAUGACAUUUUGUUUGUCUUUUCUCCUCUGA